Messenger RNA from Punica granatum (pomegranate), 2075 nucleotides. The record is from RefSeq and is a predicted model, not a curated record. Lineage: Eukaryota; Viridiplantae; Streptophyta; Magnoliopsida; Myrtales; Lythraceae.
UGUUUGUUAAAGGCCGAAAGGGAAUUAGUUUUAAGGCCCAACAAGGGGAAGAGAAGAGGAAAGAAUGGUUCAGAUAAUGGCCACUGGAGGCCCAAUCUAGUAGAAGCCCUUUAUUUAUUACUCUUUGAAGUUUGAACUUUGGGAAGAGGUCGGCCCAGAAAUAAUCUCCUUAUUUUCCCAAGGCCCACUGGACAUGGCCUCUUGAAUUUCAUCUGACAUAGCGUUAACGUGUCGGACAAAGCACAAACGACAAGCAAGUACAUGGGAUCAACUACCAUUCAACCGUUAAAACUACCAGUCCCCUCAACCCAUAUUCUCCGCCUCAAUUCAUUUCCAAGUAUAGAAACCCAAUUAAAAGAGGAAAAGAAAAAUGAAAGAAUUUUUACCCAGACAGGGGAAAAAAAAAAGUAGAGAGAAUCGGAGUGGACAAAAAUCAAGAAGAUCCAUUCAUUUUUGGUCUAGAUUAAGCCUGCACAGCUCCAAUGCAAUUACAGUCGCACUGAAAUUGAGUGCUACUUUGAUCCCCCAAUGCUCAAGGGCAAGCUUAAGAUCCCUGACAAGCCCCGCAAGGUCUUCCCCGACAGGCUCGGAAGCUUAGUCGCUGGUUUCGAUCUCAAGGAACCUGAGAAUGGCUGGUAUUCAGUCCUGGAACCGGGUGAAGAGCUCAAGGCAUUCGAGCCCAAUGGCCUCGGCUCCGUGGAGCCAGUGACGGCCUGCGAUUUCGAUGAUGAGAAACCGAGGGGCGUGGAUUUGGAUUUUAGGAGCCUUCUCGUAAGGCCCGCUAAGGAUGGGCAUGGCUCCGUCUCUGCAAUGGAGGUCAUAGCGGCUGAUGAGAAGAGGUCCGAUCUUGAGCAUGAGCUAUCCCAGCAAGAAAUAAAUUUGGAGAAACUGCAGAGAAUUGCCAAUAAAGGGCUUCCUGAUGGAGGAGGUUUGCGUGCGACGACUUGGAAGCUGCUGCUGGGCUACCUUCCCCCAAGUCGUGAUUUGUGGGAGAAAGACUUAACUGAGAACCGAUCCAAGUAUGCCAAGCUGAAAGAAGAGCUCCUCUCAAGUCCUUCGGACUUUGCACAGAGUCGAGGCGAAAAUACAACUCCUGCUGAGGAAGUCGAGACUGAUACUACUGAUGGGCCACUUCAACGGCGCAAAAUUUCUCCAGAAGAUCACCCUCUCAGUGUCGGCAAAGCCAGUGCUUGGAGUCAGUUUUUCCAGUACGCAGAGAUUGUGGAACAGAUAGACCGGGAUUUGCAGCGAACACACCCAGACAUGAAAUUCUUUUCAGGAGAGACCGAAAACAGUCGAAAACACCGGGAAGCAAUGAGAAACAUACUUAUCCUCUUCGCCAAGCUCAAUCCUGCCAUUCGAUAUGUUCAAGGCAUGAACGAGGUCCUGGCACCGAUAUACUACGUAUUUAGCACUGAUCCAAAUGAGCAAAAUGCUGCAAAUGCAGAGGCAGAUAGCUUCUCAUGCUUUGUUAGGCUGUUGAGCGACUCGGUGGACCAUUUUUGCCAACAGCUGGACAACAGUGCAGGCGGAAUUCUUUCCACCCUUUCGCGCUUGUCGGAGCUCUUGAAAGAAAAUGAUGAGGAACUGUGGCGGCAUCUCGAGUACACCACGAAGGUUCAGCCCCAAUUCUAUGCGUUUAGAUGGAUCACACUGCUGCUAACUCAAGAAUUCAGCUUCCAGUCCAUCUUGAGAAUAUGGGAUUCACUUCUAAGCAACCCUUUCGGAGUUCAGGACAUGCUUUUACGAGUCUGCUGUGCGAUGCUGCUGUGCCUGAAGGGACGGCUACUGAGCGGCGAUUUUAUAGCCAACCUGAAGCUUUUACAGCACUACCCCACAGACAUCAAUCUCGACCACCUCCUCAAUGUAGCCACUGAACUGAGUCCCGACACGUCUUCCUUCCGCUUGUCCCUGUAAAUCUACAUGUAACUUUAAGCAUUCGAGUUUUUCUGUUCUUCAUUUCUUGUAAAGUGCUUGUCCUUCUGGCUUUACCGGAUCUGCAAGGGCGAACAGAACGGAGAUUUCCAGCUUCUCCUCUCGACGUAAUCUAACUGAAACCUUUUGCCUAGUGUAAA